Messenger RNA from Cydia pomonella (codling moth), 2617 nucleotides. RefSeq names its product mitochondrial import receptor subunit TOM40 homolog. Gene Ontology annotation, cellular component: mitochondrial outer membrane; mitochondrial outer membrane translocase complex. Lineage: Eukaryota; Metazoa; Arthropoda; Insecta; Lepidoptera; Tortricidae. The record is from RefSeq and is a predicted model, not a curated record. The transcript is spliced from 4 exons. Gene Ontology annotation, biological process: protein import into mitochondrial matrix. The coding region runs from base 835 to 1941 and encodes 368 amino acids. Gene Ontology annotation, molecular function: transmembrane protein transporter activity.
ACACAUUACCUCAAAAUAUUAUAAGACUGUAAAACUGCAAAUUAAUUUGAAAAAUCAAGGAAAGUUUCAUUUAAAUCAAUAUUAUUAUUUUUUAUCUGAUUUAUAAUGAUGCGGUAUGUUUUUCAGUGAAUUGAAAGUUAUUGUGUUGACAAAGUUAAUUCUAAAUUAGAAGUUUUAUAACACUGGCAACAGUUUGUCAUUACUAUCAUAAUUAUUAUUCCAUUACAUUUAUCUUAUCAGUCGUUUCAAUUUCUUGUUGUACUUUAUUGUUACUAUUUUUUAACAAUGUUACUUAAUAAUGAUUACUUAAAAAAUAAAACAACUCCACAACAUUUCCUUAGUAAUGGCUUAUUUAUUACGAUAUAACAUCACGUGUUUAUGACGUCACUGGACUGGGGAAUUCCCUCUAACCAUCCUCAAAUGCCUCAAACUAAUUAAUAUAGUAUUAGUAUCUAUAAAAUAUACCAACCCGACUGCUGUUGGAAUACCCAAAUUUUUUGUUUGUUUCACUUAUCAAUCAAAAAAUAAUAAUUGAAGAGCAUGUGUCGCGAUUGCUAACACAUUUAAAAUGGCGCCACUUUCCAACAUUGGUUUGAGUAGGAUUAAAUUGAUUCAGUACUUAUUCUCUGUUGUUUUUUUUAAAUAGUCAAUGAACAAACAAAUAAAAAUUAAGAUUUUAUAUAAAUUCUUGUUAGGAAACAUGAAUGAUUGAUAUGGCUGUAAUAUUCUGAUUUUAAAAUAUAAGUCAUUCUUGUCACUGUCAACAUCAAUUUUGCAACUUAUCUUUCUUUAAAUACACUAUUUUGAUUAAUUUUCUACGACUUAAAUAAAAUAAUGUUUAAAAGUGAUUCCCAGUCUACAACCUUGUCGGAUUUGAUCAGGCGAGGUUUCUUCGAAGCUGUUUAUGCGAAGAGUAAUCCUAAUUCCUGUGAGAAUUCCCCGAGGCGUGGUUCGGUUGAGGCUGCGGAAGUAAAGGCCAGGGAUUGCGCUUGCCCUCCACCAGCGCCACCAUGUUCUUCCGGAAACCGAGGGAAAACCGGGGCAGGGGUUUCCGGUUCUCGUAACCAGCCGCAAGGCGACCGCGAUCCUGGCGGACUGCCCACGGGCGCCACCAACCCGGGUUUGCUCAGAUACAUCCACAACGCAGCUCGUUAUAGGAUACCCCAGUGCUUUGAGGGUGCCUCGCUCUCUGUUAAACAGGAUACUAAAGAAAACUGGAUGCUCGGUCACUCGAUGGCCUUCAGUUCGGUAUCGCCGGGUGGUUACAAACUCCUACUAUCCUACAUGGACAAAAGCAAGCCGUCAAAGCUGCCUUACUUCGUGAUGGAAGCGGCACCUGGCGGACAGAUGAGCUGCGAGGUUCGGGUGGGCCCCUCCGACAACACUCGGGCAACAGUUGUCGCACAAAUUGCUGACCGCGAGAUUUACAGCUUUGAAAGUAUUUUUGACGCCUACUUUAAUAAUUGCACGGCUUCUGUUAUUGCCGUCAAUCGGGACUUCAUUGCUCUUCAUUAUCUUCAGGCGAUAACGGAUAAAAUAUCACUGGGGGCGGAGUUCGUAUCCCGCGUACAAGCGACGGAGCUGAGCUCAGCAUCAGCCGCAGCACGCUUUAUGACAACGGAGCAUUCAGCUAGCGUUACCCUGGGUAGCCGUGGCUUGGACCUCUGCUACGCUCGUGCCAUCGCGCCGCAUCUCACCGUCGCAGGGAUGCUUGAGGUCGGCUUCGCAAUUCGCCGCGCAGUAGCAACCCUGGCAUACGAAUGGCGCGCGGACGAGUGGACGGUCCGAGGCUCGGCCGACUCGGACGGCCUGGUCGGCGCCACGCUGCAGCGCGGCCUAGGCGGCAAGCAGGCCAAGCUGGCUUGCGAAAUAUCGGCGCUGCUCAACCACCCUAAUAAUAAGUUCCGACUCGGUUUCGGAGUGACUGCUGCCGUUGUUUAGAUUAGUUGGAUGAAGAUAAUGAUUGGCCUUAAAUUUUGUGCACGGAAUAUUCAAUAUAUGAGCACACGUAAUAUAAUAGGGUAAUAAGAGAGACGCGUAUUUGCGGUGUCGCGUACACCAACCAAAGUUGACCUGUUGACUAAGAAAGAAUGACCUCUCUUCAAGCUUUUAUUAAAAUAUUUAUCAGACUACGUUUACUAAUGAAAAAUUCCUUAUAAAUUCCCUAAUACUUACUUAUUCAUGCAUGAAAUUAGAGCCUAAAGGUAUAGUGUAACAUUGUAUUCUUGUACCUUGUAAUAAGUAGUAGGUCUUCGUUCUUAACCUGUGAUAUUAUUAACUAAAUGUAAAAAAUAUCAUAUUCGAAAACAGACAGUUGAAUGUAUCUUCGAUGAAAUGUUUUUAAUUUGCCAAUUUUUUGUUUUGACUACGUAUAUUAACCCCAUAAAUUAUUGUGAGAUUUUUUAUUGUGGCCGUUGAUUGGGUUACCUAUAUAUUUAAACACCACCCACUAGAUGUAACCCGCUAAUUCAUUGAUUUGUGACAUGGACUUUCAAUCUUAAUAAUUUUAUUAAUUUUACCCUUAUUUUUAUAAGUGUUUAUAACGAAAGGCAAGUUUAGUAUAAAUAUUAGUUUUAGAUAGCUUUAACAAUAAAAUAAUUCCUUGGAAUCUAUUACC